AUCGCGUUGGCUCCAACCGGCGGUCACCAACCCUCCACACUUGCAUAUAACCCGCUUCCGAGCCAAGAUAUCAAAAUACAGGAAGCAUCCAUAAGUCUGAAACAAUUCACAGACAGGCCAGAGGUGUCAUAGCCCAUCCGAUUGACGGCAAAAAAUGGCAUCACCAACGUCCACCUUCCGGCUCAGCCGGACCCUAACCCGCACCGCCCUACGACGGACCGCUCUCCCCCUCGGUCUCGGCCUCGGCCUCAGCACCGGCCUCGUGGCAGUCCACCGGCAACAGCCCAUGCGAUUCGACAGUGUGCCAGUAUCCCAAACACGUUUGCGAUCAAGCGGUGGCCAGGAACCGGGGAGGAAAGAGUUCCUCGACGCGGACACGAUCAAGCAGCUCUCUGGGGGUAGCCUGUCCGGCUUCGCAGCAGGCCUCCUAGUCAGCGUCUUCUCCAAAACACUUGUCCUACUAGCAGGCAUCGGGAUGGCGGUUAUCCAGAUCGCCGCGCGCAACGGGAUAGACCUGAUCGGAUACCUCAGGCUCAAGGACCGCGCCAAAUCGUCACCAGUCCUAGCAGCGCUGAACCGGCACAUGGCAUUCAAGCUCUCGUUCGCCCUGGCCUUUGCCCUCUCGGCCUUCAUGUCCUUCUCAGGGGAAUAGUGGUUCCCGCUUGGGGUUUUCUCCUUUCAUGGCAGGGAAGAGCGCCGUUAUGCCCAUAGACGAACUGACGAACCGCCGGCUUGCAGCCUUGAUAAUCAAUCAUAUUCCUCACUCGACUCGACGGUCAAAU
Messenger RNA from Chaetomium strumarium, 782 nucleotides. RefSeq lists its product as uncharacterized. The transcript has 3 exons. The coding region runs from base 155 to 652 and encodes 165 amino acids. The record is from RefSeq and is a predicted model, not a curated record. NCBI's taxonomy places the organism in Eukaryota, Fungi, Ascomycota, Sordariomycetes, Sordariales, Chaetomiaceae.